AUGUCAAGUAAAGAGUAUUCAAGAGAGGAUAUUAAUAGAAUGAGAAGAGCAAUGGAAGGAGAGACAGCAUUAGAAAAAAUAAAGAGAAAGGCUAAAGAAGAGCCACUUGUACCAGCAGGCGUAGCUCUAACAACAUUUGCCUUAAUUGCGGCUGCAGUAGGUGUUAAAACAGGAAAUAGAACUUAUACGAAUCAAAUGUUUCGUCUUCGAGUGGCUGCACAAGGUUUUACUGUAUUAGCUAUGGUUGGAGGAUCACUCUAUUAUCAAUAUAAAGAACAAAAAGAAGCCAAAGAACAGCAAGAAGAUAAUAAAUAG
Molecule: messenger RNA, 315 nt
Organism: Cokeromyces recurvatus
Lineage: Eukaryota; Fungi; Mucoromycota; Mucoromycetes; Mucorales; Mucoraceae
Product: hypoxia induced protein conserved region-domain-containing protein
Exons: 3
Coding region: 1-315 (104 amino acids)
Biological process (GO): mitochondrial respirasome assembly
Cellular component (GO): mitochondrion
Source: RefSeq, a predicted model, not a curated record